Messenger RNA from Salvelinus namaycush (lake trout), 324 nucleotides. Its product is annotated as gamma-crystallin N-B-like. The transcript has 2 exons. Gene Ontology annotation, biological process: visual perception; lens development in camera-type eye. Lineage: Eukaryota; Metazoa; Chordata; Actinopteri; Salmoniformes; Salmonidae. Bases 1 to 324 code for a protein of 107 amino acids. Gene Ontology annotation, molecular function: structural constituent of eye lens. The record is from RefSeq and is a predicted model, not a curated record.
AUGUAUCAACAUUUACAGCUACUGUCUGUUGCUGUGUCUAUCUUCAGACCAUAUCCUAUCUGUUUCUACGAGGGGAAAUGCUUCACGGGCAGGAAGCUGGAGAUCUGCGGUGACUGUGAUAACUUCCAGGACCGUGGGUUCAUGAACCGCGUCAACUCCAUCCGCGUGGAGAGCGGUGCCUUCGUUUGCUUCGACCACCCCGACUUCAAGGGCCAACAGUACAUGCUGGAGCACGGAGAGUACCCCGAGUUCCAGAGAUGGAACGCCCACAACGAUCACAUGGGCUCCUGCAGACCUAUCAGGAUGGUGAGGUUUAAACGCUAA